Messenger RNA from Lasiosphaeria miniovina, 1502 nucleotides. RefSeq lists its product as uncharacterized. The transcript has 7 exons. The record is from RefSeq and is a predicted model, not a curated record. Bases 303 to 1394 code for a protein of 363 amino acids. Lineage: Eukaryota; Fungi; Ascomycota; Sordariomycetes; Sordariales; Lasiosphaeriaceae.
CAUGUCGUCUGGCGGGCCGCAGCUGCCUCUUUGCGCCUUUGCGUGCCUUGUCAACGCCAUCUCAAGGUCGUCUUGCGCCUCCAGUGACCAGCACUGUAUUUGCACUAAUGCGGCCCUCAACAGUGAUGCUUCAUCAUGCAUCGCUUCGGCAUGUAGCAUCACUGAUAUGCUCAGUGAGUUGCAGUUGCCCAGAACACGGAUGUGGUUUCGAGAGUCUCGUCGGCCACUGAUAGCCUCCGCCAGCGGCCAAGAACAUAACCGCGACAACAUGCGGCAUUGCCACCCAUUCCAGCAAAUCAUUCAUGACCGUCGAAACCGUCUUCACGGCCAUUGCGACAUUUGCCGUGCUGCUGAGAUUCCUCGCCAAGUGUUUUGGGAAUAUGAAGCUGUGGUGGGACGACCCAUUGAUCAUUGUAGCUCUGCUGGCUAGUAUCGCUUACACGGCCCUCGGUUGGUUUUUGGCAAAUAUCGGGUUCGGGAGCGAUAUUUGGACGGUACACGCCGAGGACAUCCCGACAGUUCUCAAGGGCUUCUAUACCGGCUUCAUCAUUUAUGGCUUCACGCGUUUCUUUGUCCGCACGUCCAUUCUGCUCUUCUACCUUCGCAUCUUCAGCGUCCCCCUCGCAAGACCUCUGAUCAUCGCGUCGCUAGCUCUCGAUACCGCGAUAGCUAUCGUGGUCGUCACUACAGUUUCCUUUCAGUGCACACCGGUCAGCUACUACUGGACUCGGUACGAAGACGGGGAGCACGCUGGCUUCUGCGUCAGCCGUCUCGCUAUCACAUGGACCGCUGCGAUUCUCAGUAUCGCAUUUGACCUGUGGAUCAUCUUGCUUCCUCUGCCGUUUGUGGUACGGCUCAAGCUCUCUUGGCAGAAGAGAAUUGUCGUGUCGAUAAUGUUUGCCGUGGGCGUCUGCGUCCUCAUAAUCAGUUUCAUCAGGCUGCCUACCAUUAGCCAGUUCAUAAACUCGACCAACCAGACCGUCGACACGGUCCCGCUCGCGAUGUGGACAGGGGUGGAGAUGAAUGUAGCAAUCAUUUGCGCGUGCCUGCCCAGCCUGCGGGUGCUUCUGGGUCCGGCGCUGGGGCGAUGGGUCGACACGGGUAAGAGUGUCUUGCGGCGCGGCGGCCGCGGACGCGACUCGAGGGCAUUGGGCGCCAACAGCUGGGAAGUUAAGCGCCACCACUACCACCUGUCGACGCCCGGCUCGAGCUCCGAGGUUCAGACCGCCCAGGCGAGCGACAGCGAGACGACGUCCAAGAUCAGGAUGACCACCACCACCCUCCAGACGGCAUCGUCGUUACCCGCGUCCAGAAGCGAGCUUCUCCUGGACGACUUGCGAGCGCCGGGCGCCGUGAAGCAGGGGUUUGUGAAUUCUCAGGCCUGGGCCGAGUGAAUCGCGGUCUGUGACCCGAUGGUUGUGGUUUUAUUUGUUAUGCUCUUUGGUCUUGCUCAUGUCACGUAAUUCAAGCUCUGUCCUACCGCCUAGUAUCCAUGACUGCGU